AUGAGGCUGCUAUUGAUCCCGCUCCUCGUACUCUUCUGGGUCUUUACCAAGGCAUUCGAAUUCGACGAUGAUCUUCUCAUGAUAGGAGAUAAUGCAAUGUGGAAUUACAAGGAUUCCAGUAGCUCGAUCUUGGAUUCGGACUCUAUGAAUGAAUGGACACCAAUAUCUUCAAGAAUAUCACCGGGCAGUAGAGACUAUUUCAACUUUGAGGUAAACUCAAAUUCGACAGGCCUUUCUUCAACAUAUGAAAUGCUGAUUUUCCUUAGUGGUAACAUAUGCUCUCAGUCGACACAGAAUAGCUCCGAUUUGGAACUGAAAGUAUUUUAUUCAUUCAAUGAGAGUGUGACGACAAAUCCAGAGGCUGGGAAUUCCGCUUCAUUUGUUGACGGGUACAUGGAAGCUUUAGCUAUCAGGCCAUUGACUGGCAAUGUCAACGUGACUCAAUAUUCAGACCUAUUUCUCAUGGUCGAAGUAGUAAACUCAACAACAGGUCAAGAAGCUAGUGCUACGGAUGCAGAAUAUUUCUGGAAUUAUACCAUUAGUGUUUCUCAAAAUGACUUGGUAUUUCAAUGGGAUUCAAGAGCAUGGCUAGAAGUGGUCGAUACCGACUAUAACACGGCACUUUUAGUCACUGGUAAUGUCACCUCGACCUCGACCUCAGCAUCUAAUUAUUCAAUUUAUGAUACAAGUCUUUACGACUUGUUCAUAUACUCCUAUGACUACGUGGAUUAUUUCGACAACAUUUUAACUCAUUCACUUUGUGCCGUGAAAAAUGGGCCAUACUUGGUUUCCUCAGUCAAUUCGAAAUUAAGUGGCAACUUGACGUCCAUUAACGAGACCGAAUUAGCUAUUGGCAAAUCAAUUACUGUACGAGGAGGCUCUGUGAAGGAGCAAUUCUAUGUCACAGGUCUAAAUAGUUCCGCAACAUACGUUGCAUAUUUGACAAAGAAAAUUUCUAGCGACAACGAAUCUCUGAGUGAUUCUGGGGGGAUUCUAUUUUCCAAGGUGACUUUCACUACUAUGAUUGAUGACUCCUGCUCUUUGAUAUUUGGUUUAGACUUUUGUGAUGGGGUAGCUUACUCAGUACCUACCUCAAGUUUGGCAGUGAAUAAUAAGACUCAGAUCGCCACCUUAUACGACGACAUUGCCAAAUCACUGUAUGCCAACUUCAGUAAUGCAUUAAUGAUCAUUCCUUGCAACGCUGAAAAAGAUGCGACCUUUUCUCCUUUAAGAUCUUGCAAUGAUUGCGCCACUGCUUAUAGAAACUGGCUAUGUGCAGUCAGUAUACCGCGAUGCACCACAUCGAAGACCUCUUACUACAUUCACAGAGAAAAAACGGAUAACAGAAAUGAUUACAUUAAUAGUCAAAUUCAGCCGAUCAGUGAUUACUACGAAAUUUUACCGUGCAUUAAUAUGUGCUAUUCAUUGGUUGUCGACUGCCCUCCUGAUUUUGGUUUCGCAUGUCCCAGCGAAAAUUCUCACUCCGAGCUACUUUAUUUGAGCUACAAUGUCUACGAAAACGAUUUACCUUACGAUACCUGUAACUACGUGGGAAAUUCGAAUAGUCUCAAAAUACUUGACUAG
This is a messenger RNA of Lachancea fermentati, 1584 nucleotides long. The record is from the annotation of a GenBank genome assembly. NCBI's taxonomy places the organism in Eukaryota, Fungi, Ascomycota, Saccharomycetes, Saccharomycetales, Saccharomycetaceae.